AGCGCGUCGUCAGUGGCACCGGGCGCGACGAGUGUGUCGGUCGUGUAUCGGUCGGGUCCCAAGCACAGGUCCAACGCACGCGUUCGUGCCGCACCGUCCGGGGGGAAGGGGCCCAACACGCGCCGGUGGUACCGCGUUACGAUUUAACGACGACAAAUAUUGAAAUCAUAUAAUUGUACGAUAAUAAUAAUAAUUAUAUAUUAAUAUUUUUAAUCGUCGACUCGUACGUACGUUUUUUUUUUUUUCGAUUUUUUAUCGCGACGAAAACAAUAAUUAUUGGUAAUUAUUAAUAAUAAUAUUAUAUAUUAUACAUAUAUAUUAUUAUUUUAAAUCAGCGCCAGGCGCGAUAAUGACAAUAAUACGAAAUAAUACGUCGUCGUCGUCAUUAUCGCGGUGACUGCAGCGAUCUGUCGUCGUCGCACCACUCACACGCACACGUUUUGACGGACCGCCGUCGAUAUCAUCGUUACGACGACCGGCGUAUCACACAUCCUCUGCCGUGGACCGAAAUCGCACGCCACAUCGAUCAUACGGUACGACAGCGUAAUAUUAUUAUACUAGCGCGGAACCGGAAGCAGCACCGGAUAUCAUGGAAUCCGCGGCGAAACCGACGGCGGCGUCGCCGAACGCCGGAAGGUUCGCGGACAAGGCCACCGAGAGGCUGUACCAGAGCUACAACGCCAAGCAGAAGCGCGCGGCGUUCGCGUGUUACGUGUCCGCGUCCGUGCUGUUCGACGUGUACUGCCUGUCCGUGUACGACGCCCGGUCGCCGUGGACGUGGUGCCUGCUGGCCGCCAACGUGGUCACUCUGCUGUGGUGCCGGCUGGCCGGCGGCCGGCGCCAGUACUGGACCGCCGUGGCCCACCUGGCCUGGCUGACGGCCGACGUCCAGGUGGUGUUCCACAUGGUGGCCAACGCGGCCGAGGGCGCCGACCUGCUCGGAUGGAUCCUGCUCUACGAUUACCUGGCCUACGUGUCCCUGCCGCUCACGCUGGCCCUGUGCAUAGCCCUGAGCGCCACCACGUGCGUCACUUACGUGCUCACCAUGGCCGUGCUGGGCCGUCAACACGCGUACCUCGCCCGACAGUUGGCCACAAACAGCGUUCUCCUUUUGGCGUCCAAUUGUUUGGGACUCUUGUCCUAUUUCCUGGCCGACAAGCAGCAGCGGACCGCCUUUCUGGAAACCCGGCAAUGUCUCGAGAUGAAAAUGGUCAUAGAAGAACAAUCGACCGAGCAGGAACGGCUGUUGUUGUCCGUGUUGCCGGAACACGUAGCCGUCAAAAUGCGCCAGGAUUUGGGUGAGGCGUUGGACAGUCAAUUCAAAAAGAUAUACAUGAGUAGACACGAAAACGUUAGUAUAUUGUAUGCUGACAUCGUUGGAUUCACGGCCAUAUCGUCUACAUACUCGGCUUCGGACCUAGUAAAAAUCCUCAACGAGCUGUUUGCCAGAUUCGAUCGACUUUCCGAGAAAUACCAACAGCUCAGGAUCAAGAUUUUGGGCGAUUGUUACUAUUGUAUUAGCGGCGCUCCCAAGGAACGACCCGAUCACGCCGUGCUGAGCGUUCACAUGGGACUUUCCAUGGUCAAAGCUAUCAAGUACGUACAACAAACGACAAAUUCGCCGGUGGACAUGCGAGUGGGCAUACACACAGGAGCCGUUUUAGCCGGUGUCCUGGGCCAAAGGCAGUGGCAGUUUGACGUUUACUCCAAGGAUGUGGAAUUGGCGAACAAAAUGGAAAGCAGUGGAAUGCCGGGACGAGUGCAUAUAUCCGAGAAAACUUUGAGUUUCUUAAAUGGAGAGUUCGAAGUCGAGCCCGGUUACGGUGAACGUCGCGAAGAAGCGCUUAAGAUGGCCAGCAUAAAAACUUUCUUCAUCAUAAAAACAAUCAAACCGUUCAAAAUGGAUGUGCAAAACGGAUCGUUGACCGAUCAGAACAGUGCCAGUAAAGAAUCGGUGUGCGCUACACCGAUUGACGACGCCGAUAUCAUGGCUCAGGCCAAAGAGGACUCAGAAAACUUUAAGAAGCGAUUGAGAAAGGACUUGAUGAACAGAGACGGUCACAGGGACUUAAACAAACAUACAAAAUUUUUCACUUUGGCAUUUAACGAUGAUACAAAAGAACGUGAAUACAAAUACCACAAAGAAGCUGCAUCUGGUGUGUCUCUUAUAGGUUGUCCGUUGGUACUUUUUUUGACGUCUUCCGCACAAAUCAUUAUGUUACCCAGAGAUUUUUUAAGCUACAUGUCCAGUUGUCUUGCAUUAGUAUUACUAUUGAUUAUUGUAGUCGUAUCAGUCGCUGACAUUUUUCCAAGAAUUCUGCCAUCAAAAAUUGUAUGGUUCAGUGAGACCAUAAAUGACUCUUUAUGGAUUCGACGUAUACUUGGAAUCACUGCCGCAUCAUUGCUAGCGUCUACCAAUCUUGUGGGACUAGUAUCGUGUUGGUCCGACAAACAAAUACUAACCAACUGCACACAUGGCCAAACCGAUCCAUCGACUUACUGUAUGUAUCCAUCAUAUUUCACUUACUUCAUGGUGUUGGCUUUAAUAGCUACGUCCAUGUUGACUCAAUUAUCGCAUUUCACCAAAGCAACUAUACUGUUCGUCAUUACUCUAAUGCAUUGCAUUGUCAACAUAGUUACAGUAGGAACAGCUAUUGACUGCGAAGAUUCAUUAAUUUACAAACCAUUCAAAGUUUUGCCGUCGAAGUAUGCAUUGUCGUUUCUACUCAUAGCCGUUACAAUGGCACUAAUAUUUUUGGCCAGAAACAUGGACAAAUCUUCAAGAGUUCUUUACCUAUGGCGGACGGAAGUUGAAGAACAGAGGGAAAGGGCUUCAGAUAUACGGAGAAGAAACGAAGCAUUGGUAUACAAUAUAUUACCACCGCACGUAGCCAAACAUUUCCUAGGUAGUUAUAAACGUCAGCACGAAGAACUAUACAGUCAGAGUUAUGCCGAAGUUGGAGUAUUGUUUGCAUCAAUGCCAAACUUUUCAGACUUCUAUUCGGAGGAGACGGUUAACAACCAAGGCCUGGAGUGCUUAAGAUUUCUUAACGAAGUUAUAUCUGAUUUUGAUGCGCUUCUAGAACAACCGCGUUACCAGGAUAUUAUUAAGAUUAAGACAAUUGGUUCAACUUAUAUGGCUGCUAGUGGACUAAACCCUUCGCGUGUUGUAAAGCCUGAAGAUCCUAUUGAAGUUAGAUGGGCACAUCUUGCAUUGCUGGUGGACUUUGCUUUUGAUCUGAAAAAAGCACUUCAAGGGAUAAAUGAACAAAGCUUCAACCACUUUGUAUUGAAAAUGGGAAUCAAUCAUGGUCCGAUUACUGCAGGUGUUAUUGGUGCGAGAAAACCUCAUUACGAUAUUUGGGGAAAUUCUGUGAACGUGGCGUCAAGGAUGGAGAGCACUGGAAAGGCUGGGUGUAUACAAGUAACGGAAGAAACGUGUAAUAUCCUACAACAUUUCGGAUUCAAGUUCGAACAGCGUGGUCUUGUGGCCGUCAAGGGCAAGGGGCAGCUGAUGACCUAUUACUUGGUGGGCAAAGGGCUCCAACCCAGUCAGGCACCACCUCCGAUCAUGGAAACGCUGCCGGAAGUGGAGGAAGAAGACACCGACGAGUGCAUGGUGGUUCGACAGGCGCUGUUACCUCGGACCGAUCACAACGGGUCGUCAACCGCUUCCGGUUGAUGAACAACGCGACAACGAGUUUAAUUAUUAUUUUAUAUUUAUUAUAUUAUAACGAUGACGAGGUCAGCAUGACAUAAAUCAAUGUACAACAAUACAUAUUAUUAUACAUUAUAUAAAUAAUAUUAUUUAAAUUACCCAUUUCCGUUUCAAAGGCCAUACGAGACGUCACUCGAAAACGCCGGCCAUUUCCAUCUACACGCCAUGUGCCCAAAAAUAAUAACUACAAAAUAUAUAGCUGUACAAUAUUAUGUCAUAUUAUUACCUGCGAUAACCUUACUACGAUAUAAGUGUAAUUGAUUGUUAUGUUUGUCAUGUGUUUACGAUCGUACUCAUCAUACUGAUCUAUUCGCUAAACAAGCUUUUUUUAUAAUUUUAUUAUUUCUUAAAUAUUUGUUUCUAUUUACUUAUGUUUCCUUUCUAUUUUUUUUUUUAUCGAUAUUACCACCGUUAUGUUAAACAUACCAAGGCGAUCGUUUAAUUAAACCCUCUGACUUGAUUUUAUUUGUUCAUAUUGAACACGGAAACAAAUGAUUAACAUAUAAACGCAACAGAAAUGUUGUGAUUUUGUUCAAACUUUGUUUUAUGUUUUUGUUUAUUAUAAGAUAUAAGUAAUGCGUGUAUUAUUACUAUUACUAUUACUAUUAUUAUUAUUAUAUUAUUAUUAUUAUUAUUAUGAUUAUAAUUGCUAUUAUUAUCAUUAUCAUGAUCACCAUCAUUGUAUUUAGAAUUAUUUUCAUUUUUUUUUUUUUUUUAUUUAAUUAUUAUUAUUACCUAACUACUGUAAUAUUUACUACCAUAUAUUAUAUAGUUAUUGUUACCGCAACUUAUAUAAUGAGUGCGAUUCACAUACAUUAUACAGAGAUAAUAGUAUAGAACAUAGUAUAACAUUAUAAUAUAGAACAUUAUUGCUAAUUUAUAAUCAUAAUAAUAUAGAGUUGUUAAUAUUAUUUUUCACCGGUAGACGUAUUCACUAUUAUUUUAAUACAGAGAAUUAUUAAAAUUGAACUGCUUAUCGUAAAACCUGCCACUUAAAAUUUAUUGUCAAUUUAACUAAAUGACACGUUGAACAAUAAUGUUUAACAGUUUCGUUUUACUUUAAAAUAAUCCAAUUCUUGGGUAAGUAGGUAAAUCCUACAAAUUAUCACAACUAUGCCUAAUAAGUAAUAUCACACCAAAAUUUAUUUAGUUAUUGAAUAUCUAAUAACAUAAAUACAUGAUAUUAUGCAUUCUAAUGUCGUAAGAAUGAUCGUUCAUCAUAAUAUCGUUAUUAUAUUUUAAUGAUUCAUGUUGUUUAUGUUUUUUUUUCGUAUUAUGUUCACUGGUGUAGGCUUAAAAGUUACUAACUAUUUAGUAUCUACUAUAUAUCUGUCUGCAUCUGACCUAAAUGAUCUAUCAUUCAUAAAUAGGUACUUUUUAUGAAUAUUUUUUUUAUAUAUUCGUGUUAUUAAAAUUUAAAUACAAUAGACUUCACUAAAAAUUAUUAUAAUUAAUUUUUAAAUACUUAAUAGUGUACAACUCCAAUAAUUGAUAAGGUCAACUAAACUGAAAUCGAACUACCUAUCGUUGGUUUUUGGAUUUUCUAAAGCCAAUGAAUGGAAUUUUAUCAUUAUUUUCUAAAAUAUAUUACUUUUCAAUCAACGAUUCAAACUACACUAGUUUUAUACGAUGAGAAAUAAUUGAAAAUAAAAGUACUGUUGCACUCAUUUAAAAAUUUCAUGUUUUUUUUUUUUUUUAAUCGUGUUUAAUUAAUAGUUUAAUUUGUUCACAAAUUACCUAUUAUUGGUUUAAUGUAAUUUUAAUUGAAUGUUUAGAUAAUUAAUUAGUAGUAAGUAAGUUGCUUUUAAAAUCUUAAUGGCUCUUAAGAAGCAUAUUAUAUUAAUUUUUAAUACAUUAUAUUUUGUUUUUGUUGUUUUUGUUUUUGUUUUAUUUUUUUGUUUUUAAUAGUUGUGUAUAAUACAUCAUUAUAGCUAUAAUAUAUUACCUAAACAUAAUUUAUAAGAAAACCAAAUCAAAUUUUAUAUGGUUAUUAAGAUGGUUUUAACGUUACCUUAUAAAUAUUAUUAUUAUUAUUAUUAUUAUUACUAUAGUGUAUCCUUAUUUAUAAUAAGAUAAUGCAUUUUAGACAAUGA
Messenger RNA from Aphis gossypii (cotton aphid), 5811 nucleotides. RefSeq names its product adenylate cyclase type 3 (gene Ac3). Gene Ontology annotation, molecular function: adenylate cyclase activity. Gene Ontology annotation, cellular component: plasma membrane. The record is from RefSeq and is a predicted model, not a curated record. NCBI's taxonomy places the organism in Eukaryota, Metazoa, Arthropoda, Insecta, Hemiptera, Aphididae. The transcript has 20 exons. Bases 590 to 3682 code for a protein of 1030 amino acids. Gene Ontology annotation, biological process: cAMP biosynthetic process; intracellular signal transduction; adenylate cyclase-activating G protein-coupled receptor signaling pathway.